AUGCCGGUCUCCUCAGACCGCGUCCGGGAUAUCUUCAGUAACCUUUCCUCACCGGAGACCUCCGCGCGCUAUUGGGAGCAUGUAUCAUCAACAGUGCACUGGACCGUAAUGGGCUCGACUCCCAUCUCAGGCGUGUACAAUUCCAAAAAGGCCUUCGUGGAUGCCACCGUCUCCUACCUAGGCCGCGACGUCCUGACAGCACCUCUCCGUAUACAGCCCGUCAAUGUCAUCACCUCCGUUGUGGAGAACGGCAAGACUACCGCGGUGGUCGAGAUGAAGGCCAUCGACGCUGAGUGUCAAAACGGAAUGGAGUACGAUAUGCGAUACUGCUGGAUCUGCAAGUUCGAUGACGCGAGCGAGACGAUUGAGGAAGUGAGAGCGUACCUUGAUACCGAUCUACUGCGCAGAGUCAUUGCAGAAAACACAGGCCCAUCGUGA
Molecule: messenger RNA, 438 nt
Organism: Cyphellophora europaea CBS 101466
Lineage: Eukaryota; Fungi; Ascomycota; Eurotiomycetes; Chaetothyriales; Cyphellophoraceae
Exons: 3
Coding region: 1-438 (145 amino acids)
Source: RefSeq, a predicted model, not a curated record